Cladocopium goreaui is the source of this 1741-nucleotide messenger RNA. NCBI's taxonomy places the organism in Eukaryota, Dinophyceae, Suessiales, Symbiodiniaceae. The record is from the annotation of a GenBank genome assembly.
GCCUCAAGCCGCCGACCUUUCGGAUGACAAGAGUGGGCCGCAACGCAAUGAAGUUUUUGCUGCUCUCCACAUUGCUUUCGCCGCUGGCUGCAGUGCGCCGUCUCAAUGCGACCGGUGUAACAGCACCCAGUGUGAUGCAUAACGGGCAGUCUAUCGAUGUAUCCGCUUACAGCGAGGCGAUGCAGACCAGUUUUCACAUCGUGGCCAAAGUGAAGUUUAACAGCAUGAAUGCAAACUAUCCGAACAUUCUCUUUGGCCAUGAUGGCAGUUCAAUGUGCUUUACGUCGCAUGGUUUGGGCCCCGCAUAUGGCGCAAAGAAGGGUAAAGCAUGCUUUUACUUGCAAACCAGCACCAAUCUUGGGCCACACGGCCGCGGAAUCGACUACAACGGCGGGUGGCUUCCAUCGAAAAUUCGGCUGGAUGAUCAGCAGUGGCACAAGUACGAGUUGAUCAAAGGCGUGGCCGGAACUGCCUUGAUCGUGGAUGGGCAGAGGAUUGAAGAUCAACUGGCGGAUGUCGAAAAGGACAGCAGCAAAUUUAUCAUGAAACGCUGUACUAAGAUCGAGGUGGGCAAAGCUCAAGGUAAGAGCGGUUUUGAUGGAGAAAUCGGUGAUGUUCAAAUUUUCGUCCAGGGCAAACAGGUCUUUGGUCCAUCGUUGGGCAGCUACGACUUGGCUCACGGAAUUGCCCCAACAGGGUCCUCGGACAGCCACUGGGGACGUUUCUAUGGCGCCACUGAUGGCCUUGAAGACAGGGUUUGGCAUUCGAAAAAUUGGGAGCACCCGAGCUACCUGACUUUGGAGCUCGCUGUGCCAUCCAAAAUUGAUGGGAUGAAGAUCCUCACGCCGCUCAACCAUCUGAACUACGGAUUCAAGACUUUAGAAAUUUUUCGUUCCGAUGAUGGAAAGUCUUGGGACCUGGUGCGGUCCGACACGGUGAACGAAUGCAAGAAAGGACGCGUCAGUGAGCAUGACGGCUGGGGACCGGUGACCAAAUUCGUGCAGAUCAAGAUGAAAGACAGGUGCGGUGGCGGAGCCUUCGCCAUCGCUGAGUGGCAGGUCUUUGGAGUUCCAGCAGAGAACUUGGCCCAGGGCAUCGUCCCCAGUGGAUCGUCAGAUUCCAAGUGGGGACGCUUUGCGGGCGCCACUGACGGCAAGAACGAUGGGGUUUGGCAUGCUGGAAAUGGUGACUACCCAUCCAGCCUCACUUUGAACUUGGGCUUAGCUACCAGCGUUUCAGGGAUGACUUUGUUGACGCCUGCGGGUUCACCCAACUACGGCUUUAAGAGCUUGAAAAUCAUGCGGUCCAUGGAUGGAACCAGCUGGACAGCUGUGCGCACAGAUUCCAUCAGUGAAUGCACAGCUUCGCGGUCGUCUUUUCACCCUGGCUGGCCCGAGAAGACCAAAUACGUGAAGAUCGAAAUGUCUGAAAGGUGUGGUGGUGCCCACUUCGCGGUGGUUGAAUGGCAGAUCUUUGGUACCCAAGACAAAUGCAAAGGCAAACUGUUGCCUGAGAGUAACGAUCGAUUCCCUUGCGACAGCAUCAAGGAUGAGACAACUUGCCGAAAGAGUUAUAUGAAGAUCCCCACGGGCGAGACGUUUCAGUGUGGCGUGCGAAAAGCUUCGGAGGAUGUGUCCAACUGCCUAGUGGUGUCGGAAUGCGAUGUCGCAUGAGAGCAGCAGCCAUGCGUAGACAAGAUACCUUGACAUCCACAUGCAGCAACGCGCAGAAGUGCACGAAC